AUGUCUAUCGAUUUCCCCAAGGAAGAGGAGGCUGUGCUCCAGCGAUGGCGCGAGAUCAAAGCUUUUGAGCGCCAGCUUAAAUUAACCAAGGGCAAGCCCCUUUACACAUUCUACGACGGCCCUCCCUUUGCUACCGGUCUUCCCCACUACGGCCACUUGCUGGCCUCGACUAUCAAGGACAUUAUCCCAAGAUAUUGGUCCAUGAAGGGCUUCCACGUCGAGAGGCGUUUCGGCUGGGACACUCACGGCUUGCCUAUUGAGCACGAAAUUGACAAGAAGCUGGGUAUCUCUGGCAAGGCCGCCGUCAUGAAGCUCGGCCUGAAGAAUUACAACGCCGAAUGUAGAUCCAUCGUCAUGCGCUACAGCGAAGAGUGGCGUCAUACCGUCGAGAGACUCGGUCGCUGGAUCGACUUUGACAAUGACUACAAGACUAUGGAUCCUUCCUUCAUGGAGUCUGAAUGGUGGGUUUUCAAGCAGCUGUUCGACAAGGGUGCCGUAUACCAGGGACAUCGUGUGAUGCCUUAUUCUACGGCUUUGACGACGGCACUGAGCAAUUUUGAGGCCAACCAAAACUAUCAAGAUGUUAACGAUCCUGCCAUCGUCAUCGCAUUCCCCUUACAGGACGACCCCGAGACCAACUUGCUGGCUUGGACGACGACUCCAUGGACCUUGCCGUCUCAUCUCGGCUUGGCUGCUCACCCUGACUUCGAGUACAUCAAGAUCGUCGACGAGAAGUCUGGCAAGAAAUACAUUCUACUUGAGAAACUCCUUGGUACUCUCUACAAGGAUAUCAAGAAGGCAAAGUUCAAGAUUCUUGAAAAAAUCAAGGGCAAAGACAUGAUCGGAUGGAAAUACGAGCCCCCGUUCAAUUACUUCUAUGAGGAGUACAAGGACGUCGCAUUCCGAGUUCUGAAUGCCACGUAUGUCACUGAUGACAGCGGCACUGGCAUUGUUCAUCAGGCGCCUGCUUUCGGGGAGGACGAUUACAAUGUCGCCCUGGCCGCAGGCAUCGUCACCGAGAACAGACCCCCUCCCGAUCCGAUCGACGACAGCGGCCACUUUACGAGCCGCGUUUCCGACUUUGUCGGCAUGCACGUUAAGGAGGCCGAUAAGCAUAUCAUCAAGCACCUGAAGGCCGCCGGAAAGAUCGUAGUUGAUUCUACGCUUAAGCACUCGUACCCCAUGUGCUAUCGAUCCGAUACUCCUCUCAUCUACCGCGCGGUCCCUUCUUGGUUCGUUCGCAUUCCUGAGAUCGUUCCCCAGAUGCUGGAGAACAUCAAGGGUUCGCACUGGGUGCCGUCUUUCGUCAAGGAGCGCCGCUUUGCCAGUUGGAUUGAGAAUGCCCGUGACUGGAACGUUUCGAGAAACCGAUACUGGGGCACCCCAAUUCCUCUCUGGGUCAGCGAGGACAUGGAAGAGCGGGUGUGCGUCGGUAGCAUCAAGGAGCUGCGGGAAUUGAGUGGCUAUACUGGGGACUUGACUGACCUUCAUCGCGACAACAUCGAUCACAUCACAAUCCCCAGUAAGAUGGGCAAGGGUACCCUGAAACGUAUCGAGGAAGUCUUUGACUGCUGGUUUGAGUCCGGUAGCAUGCCAUACGCAAGUCAACACUACCCCUUCGAGAACGUCGACAAGUUUGAGAAGUCCUUUCCUGGUGACUUCAUUGCCGAGGGCUUGGAUCAAACAAGGGGCUGGUUCUACACCCUUCUCGUACUAGGCACACAUCUCUUCGGCCGCAUUCCCUUCAAGAACUGCGUUGUCAACGGCAUAGUUCUGGCGGAGGACGGAAAGAAGAUGUCUAAGCGUUUAAAGAAUUAUCCGGUGCCUGAUUUGGUCAUGGAUAAGUACGGCUCCGAUGCCCUGCGUCUCUACCUCAUAAACUCCCCUGUUGUGCGAGCUGAGCCCCUGCGCUUCAAGGAGUCGGGCGUGAAGGAGGUUGUGCAGAAGGUGUUGCUGCCGCUCUGGAACAGUUACAAAUUCUUUGAGGGCCAGGUGUCCUUGCUGAAGAAGGUCGAGAGCAUCGAUUACGCUUGGAACCCUAAGGCUCUGGCAAGCAAUGAGAACGUCAUGGAUCGCUGGAUUUUGGCCAGUUGCCAGAGUUUGUUGCAGUUCGUCAAUGAGGAGAUGAGUGCGUACCGCCUUUACACUGUCGUCCCGCGUCUGCUCGGACUCAUUGAAAACACUACAAAUUGGUACAUCAAGCUGAACAGAAGACGUCUCAAGGGCGAGAACGGUGUUCAGGAUACUCAGCAUGCGCUCAAUACGCUGUUUGAGGUCCUCUUCACGCUGUGUCGUGGUCUUGCUCCCUUCACCCCCUUCAUCACCGAUACCAUAUAUCAGAAGCUGCGCCCCUUCAUCCCUAAGGAGGCCGAGGCUGAGGACGCGCGGAGCGUCCACUUCCUACCGUUCCCCGAGGUGCGAAAGGAGCUGUUCGAUGAAAUUGUUGAGCGCAGAGUCGGUAGAAUGCAGAGGGUCAUCGACUUGGUGAGAGUCUCUCGCGAGAGAAGGGCUGUUGGUCUCAAAACGCCACUUAGAACGCUCGUGGUCAUCCACCGCGACCCUCAGUACCUGGAGGACCUUGAGUCCCUCUCAUCCUACAUAAGGGAAGAGAUGAAUGUCAGAGACCUAGUUCUCACGUCAGACGAGGCCAAGUAUAAUGUCCAGUACAGUGUGACUGCAGACUGGCCAGUGCUGGGCAAGAAGCUCAAGAAGGACAUGGCGCGCGUCAAGAAGGCGCUGCCGACUCUCAGCAGCGAUGCUGUCAAGGAAUACUCGGAGAAGAAAGAGAUCCUUGUCGACGGAAUCAAGCUAGAGGAGGGCGACCUUGUAGUGAGGCGGGGGUUGAAGGAGGACGAGUCUUCCAAGAACUUGGAGACUAACUCUGACAACGAUGUACUUACCAUCUUGGACGCGGAGUUGUAUGUUGAGCUCGCGCACGAGGGUCUUGCCCGAGAGGUCAUCAACCGUGUGCAACGCUUGAGAAAGAAGGCGCUGCUCCAGCCGACUGACGACAUCAAGAUGGAGUACAAGGUCAUCAGCGAUCCCGACAACAUUGGUCUCGAGGAGGUGUUCGUGUCGCAAACCAAGGUUAUCGAAAAGGCACUGCGAAGACCAGUUGACAAGCACGAGAUUGCAAAUUUUGAAGGUGAGGUUCCGAGUGCGCAGCAGAAGAGAGUGAUCAUGGAAGAGGAGCAGGAGGUGCAGCGUGCGACGUUUUUGCUUCGUCUGCUUGAGUUGUAG
Colletotrichum graminicola M1.001 is the source of this 3240-nucleotide messenger RNA. RefSeq names its product isoleucyl-tRNA synthetase. Gene Ontology annotation, biological process: isoleucyl-tRNA aminoacylation. Lineage: Eukaryota; Fungi; Ascomycota; Sordariomycetes; Glomerellales; Glomerellaceae. The coding region runs from base 1 to 3240 and encodes 1079 amino acids. Gene Ontology annotation, molecular function: isoleucine-tRNA ligase activity; aminoacyl-tRNA deacylase activity; ATP binding. The transcript has 4 exons. The record is from RefSeq and is a predicted model, not a curated record.